Messenger RNA from Cylicocyclus nassatus, 1852 nucleotides. The record is from the annotation of a GenBank genome assembly. Lineage: Eukaryota; Metazoa; Nematoda; Chromadorea; Rhabditida; Strongylidae.
UUUGUUGUUUGGACUACCUGAUAAGGCUAGAAUGUUGCCGCUUCGCUUGGCUAUCAAUCAGCCAACUUUUCGCGAACCUUGUCCACGAUGGAUGGUGCCAGCGUUCUCGCAAAAUGCCUCAAGGAGCAGGGCGUCGAGUACAUGUUUGGAGUGGUUGGCUUUCCGAUUAUAGAAGUUGGUAUGGCAGCGCAGGCGCAUGGAAUCAAAUAUGUUGGAUGUAGAAAUGAGCAAGCGGCUUGCUACGCAGCACAAGCUAUGGGAUACUUGACAAGGAAGCCUGCUGUGUGUUUGGUUGUGUCUGGACCAGGUCUUCUCCAUGCCAUCGGUGGUCUCGCGAACGCCACUGUGAACUGCUGGCCAGUGAUCUGCAUUGGUGGCUCAUCCGACGUUGAUCAAGAGAACAGAGGAGCGUUCCAAGAAUGGCCACAAGUGGAAUCCGCUCGUCUCUCCUGUAAGCACGUUAGUCGCCCGACUACGUUGCAAGCCAUCCCAUUGCACGUCGAGAAGGCUGUUAGGGAAUGCAUGUAUGGUCGUCCUGGAGCUGUAUACCUCGACAUGCCUGGCAAUCUAGUCUUGUCUACAAUCGAAGAGGAGGAGAUACCAAAAGUGGCCAAAGUGCCACUACCACCACCAGUCAGCCUUCCGCCUGUGGAAGUUGUGCAGAGAGCUAUCGAAACCAUCAAGCAUUCGCAAAGACCUCUUGUUAUUGUUGGUAAAGGCGCAGCAUGGUCGGAACGUGGACCGAUUAUGGUGCAGCAGUUUCUCACCAAGAGUGGACUACCAUGGCUGGCAACACCUGGUGGUAAAGGAAUUUGCUCCGACAAUCACCCACGCUGUGUCGCUCCUGCUCGCUCCUUUGCACUUCGUGAAGCUGACUGCAUCAUUCUCAUUGGUGCAAGAUUGAACUGGAUGUUACAUUUCGGCUUACCACCAAGGCUCAAUAAAGACGUUAAAGUAGUACAGAUCGAUCUUUCGCCAGAAGAAUUUCAUCAAAACUUGCCAACUACAGUCCCCCUACUGGGAGAUAUUGGAGAAACGCUUAGCUCGAUGAUUGUGCAACUGGACGAAUGGCGCUAUCCACAAAAGGAGAAGUGGAUGACCGAUCUCUUAGCAAACGGUGACAAAAACAGGAAUGUUGUCGAGCAGAUGGCCAACGAUCACUCUACUCCACUUAACUACUAUGCAGCUUACACACCCAUUCGCGAAUUCCUCGCAAGAAACGAUGUAAUUGUGGUGAAUGAGGGAGCAAAUACGAUGGAUAUAGGACGGACCAUGAUGCCAUCUACGUUGCCGAGAAGACGUCUGGAUGCUGGAACGUUUGGAACCAUGGGAGUGGGACAGGGCUAUGCGCUGGCUGCAGCACUGUACUGUCGAGACCACUCACCAACAACAAGAGUGCUGGUGGUUCAAGGCGAUAGUGCGUUUGGUUUUUCCGGAAUGGAGAUUGAGACUAUCGCUAGGUACAAACUCCCUGUUGUGACCGUAGUUCUGAACAACAGCGGAAUCUAUCGUGGCAUGUUGCCAGAAGAUAUGAACGCUGUUGAAGGCGAUCCAACGUUAUUAUAUCCAGUGCUAUCACUCUCACCCGAAUGCCGAUAUGAUGACAUGUGCAAGGCACUUGGUGGAGAUGGCUACUUGGUGAAAACUGUCCCAGAAAUUAAGGAUGCACUACAUAAGGCAUUCGAGAAGAAAAAUGGUCCGAGCCUCAUCAAUGUCAUCAUCUCGACGGAUUCUGAACGUAAAGCACAAGCACAUCCUUGGUUGACUCGUUCCAAAAUGUAAAGAAAAGAUUUCUAGAGUGUCAAGCGAAAAUACAAUUUUUUAUGUGCAAUAAAAAACCUUAGUUCGUAAC